Encephalitozoon intestinalis ATCC 50506 is the source of this 471-nucleotide messenger RNA. Its product is annotated as 40S ribosomal protein S11. The coding region runs from base 1 to 471 and encodes 156 amino acids. NCBI's taxonomy places the organism in Eukaryota, Fungi, Microsporidia, Unikaryonidae. Gene Ontology annotation, cellular component: cytosolic small ribosomal subunit; ribosome. The transcript has a single exon. The record is from RefSeq and is a predicted model, not a curated record. Gene Ontology annotation, molecular function: structural constituent of ribosome. Gene Ontology annotation, biological process: translation.
AUGGAGGAAGUAAAGAAGCUGAAGGUCUUUCCAAGACAGACAGGCGUGUAUCUCAAGCCAUACGCAGCAGAUGGGGAGCAGCCAGAGAGGAGAGUCAGGGCAGAGGUCUGUGGGUUCAAGGCUCCGGAAACUGCUUACACACGGCAGUACAUCGAUAAGAAGUGUCCGUUUACAGGUGAUAUCAAUGUCCGAGGAAGGACUUUCAAGGGAAUUGUUAAGAAGAUGAAGGCUGAGAAAACCAUUGUUGUUGUUGUCAACUAUGUUCAUUACAGCAAGAAGUAUAAGAGAUAUUCAAGAAGACACACCAACUUCUCUGUUCACAUGUCUCCUUGCUUUGAAGGAAUGAUUAAUGUGGGAGACACUGUUAUCUGUGGAGAAACCAGGCCUCUUUCCAAGACAAAGUCGUCGGUGGUCUUGGGAUAUACCAAGAAAGCUACGCCUGGUUCGUUCAAGCUUCUUGAAAGCAUCUAA